AUGGAUAAAGGAUCUUUUAUUCUCAAUGGUUGUGAAAAUCUAUUUGAAUGUAAAGAAUGCAGAAGCAUACGGAUGGAUAUUAAAGAUCUAUGGUACGAUUUAUUGUGCAUGUCAAAGCCGUAUAGUCGAAAGCCUGUAGGGAGCCAUGGCGAUGGCAUUGUCUUCAACGCGGGUUACACUGACGAAGCAUUCCUCCUUGAAAACACAACAGUUUUGCAAAAUGGAGAGAGUAACAUUCCUGGAAUUGUAAAUUUCCUCCUAGACGAGAGUUCCAGCUCUUGGGGAUUUUGUCGUCUGCAACCCCUUCCUGGAUUAACGUUUAAGAAUGAUAUAUUUAUUGAAGAGGGCGAUGUCAAAUAUUUGUCGAGUAAAAGGUUUAUAAACAUGUGUCUUCGAUUAUCAAGAAAAAAUUCUAAAAUAGAGAGUUCUUUUAUCAGGACAAAUGGUCUUAGCUUAGCUUAUGUUUUACCGUUUAAAUCAUGGCCUGAAUGUGCCAAAGAAUGGUUGAAUCGGGAGAGACCACGCUGUUGGCCCUCUGCAACUCUGGUGUCGAAAAUAAAGGAUACAGCUUGCUACUGUGAACCCGUGGCUAAUGGUCCAUCACGACAUCCCGAUUUAGAUUGGAGAAUAUCAUUUGCAGUUGCAGAAACUCUGUUAAUAAGAUCACUGGACAGCGCAAUUUUUAAUUUUUACCAAAUUCUUAAGAUUCUCGCAAAAGAAAAGAUUGUUCCGCAGUCAGGGUACCAAGAUAUAAUUUCAUCCUAUGUGAUCCGAACUACUCUGUAUUGGAUUUGCGAAAAUGGGCUUCCAAACAUCAUCAGUGGUGGUAAUUUCGAAUUUUGCCUUUUAAUCUUCAUAUACAAGCUUGAAAAUUGUGUUAAAGACGAUUUCUGUCCACACUAUUUCGUUCCUGGAAGAAAUGUUUUCGAAGCUAGUAUUUCUCCUCGUAGUAAAGGUUGUCUUUUGGAAUGUUUUGGUGAUAUCAAAGCAGACGUAUUUUACUCUGUUCUAGAAUUACCGUCACUCAAAACUUUAAAAUUUGUUUAUAAAACGGGUGGUAUUGACAUCUCCAUGCCUUCAUCCACGGAAGUGAAGUUAAAUAAGGAAAUUACAGCUCUCAGAUUUGCAUCAACAAUAUCGUAUAAUGUCCUUCAAAGUGGAUAUGCUUUCGAAAUUUUGGAAAACAUCGAAACUUAUUUUGCAAAUUGUUACGAAUACUCACAAAUUGAAAAAUCUUUUUUGAAAAUUCUUUUUUACCCUCUUGCAAAAGCGACAGGCACCAUUCUCUAUAACAACGUUGUGAAAACAGUGGACAAUAAAACCAUGUACUGUGGAAUCCGAUUAUGUAAACAGCUUUCCUUAUUAGGAACUAAAAGUGACGUCAUUUCAGGACGUUUAUCGCUAGCAACACUUCAGCAUCUUUGCGGACAAUAUGAAAAAUGCAUUGAAUUAACUGGUUCCGUCUUGGAAAGAAUUGAACCCUUCUCCAUUUACGAUAGAAAAGGUUAUGGGGUUUCACGAAAUGUCGAUCGUUUGAACGCUUACACAGAAAUCAUACUCAGCGCACCAAUGCCAAUUGAAAAGAAAAUGCAAAGAGCAUUUUUGAGUGACUUUGAGGUCUUUAAGGAGGCACCGGUUAUUCCAUCACAUUUAUAUAUAGAGAAUGAAUUUUUCUCUCAUCCCCCAAAAGUUUCCUCUCUCCCAGCACUUGUUUACCUCCGUUUCCUACGAUUUCUAUCCUUUCAUGAAAUGAAGAAUGAAAGUGAAAAACAUUCCGCGCUUGAAGAUUUGCGAGCGAUAUCAUAUGAUGAAGAAUACGCAGGGAAUUCAUAUCUCGCCUUUAACAUGGUUGGUAUUUGUGAAAAGAUAUGUGGCAAUAUUCCAAUGGCUUUUAGAUACUUUUGUCAAUCUGUGGUUAUUUCAAAGCGGGCAAAAACUCGUUACGUGAGAAUGCUGGUUUGA
Saccostrea echinata is the source of this 1962-nucleotide messenger RNA. RefSeq lists its product as uncharacterized. The transcript has a single exon. Lineage: Eukaryota; Metazoa; Mollusca; Bivalvia; Ostreida; Ostreidae. The record is from RefSeq and is a predicted model, not a curated record. The coding region runs from base 1 to 1962 and encodes 653 amino acids.